CGGCCAGGUUGCAGUUAGUUGGCUUUAGACAGCCGAAUCGUACAUACAGACUACGAUAAGUACGCGCCUUGCUUCAUUUACAUAAAAUUCCAAGAUACUAGUUGGAUUAAAUGGUAUCAUCUUGUUUAUCGAGAUUGUACGGCAGAUUAGAAGCAAAAUAGUUGCGCCAUUUUAAAGUUUUAUCACUCGAAACAUGUUUAAUUUUCGUCAUACGCAGCAGAUAAGUUCAUCUUCGCGCUGAUUCCGAUUAUAAAUUCCGGAUCCGUGAACUAGUUCGGAGACUGCUGAUGCAUCCAGUUUAGAUACCUAGUACUUAACUCUUGCGAGUGAUGUAACGUGUCGUUUUUACUUAUGUGCAACCAACACACAACGCUAAGUCGUGCAAUAUAGUUUGAGAGAUCAGCUCAAAAGUAGUGUAAGUGUCUGCCAAGAAGCAUUGGUCAGCGCGCUUAGACUGCAAUAGAUAACAUUCAAGGGGUACAUCGAGUACAGAAGUAAAGGUGAAGAUAGUUGAUUGUUUCAAUUGCUGUGAACCUGUUGCACAGCCUUCUAUUAUUGCCGGGACCCCUAGUAGGCUUAUCCGGUUUCCAUCGAGCAACAGACAAGGCUCACUCAGUGUUACCUUCAGUUGCCGUUCGGACGCACAUGGGACCACGAUGACUUGCCCGCUGCUUAGUUUCGUCGUCUUCCUGGCCGUGGUGGUCCUCCAGCUGGUGGCCUACUGCAAAGCGGCCCUCAUCGAUUCUUCCGGCAGCUUCGGACGGUUGAAGGAUGACUCACUGUGGACGGCCCACUAUGAUCCGGCAUCACUGCAGCUACAUAUGAACACCGUUCGGAACAUAAGCCUUCGCUUGGACGGAUUCACGGCGGAGGACCUACAGGACCAACCGGACAUUCAACUGAAGAGUGAACGUAGCCACGUGGCCACCGUGCUGCAGGGUAGCAUUCCGGUGGUAGAGAUAAAGGAUAACGGGAUCUACGAGGGUGAGUUCAACGUAUCGGGAUCGUUUCUGGGGUCGGCCAAUUUGUACGUGGAACUGAGGAGGAAAGACAACCAAACGGUAACGUCCAAGGAGAAACUUCCGGUAACGGUCAUCCGGGAGGAACGAGUCAUCGACAAGGUGUUCACGAUAUCGGUGGCCGUUUUGGUUUCGAUCUUGUACAUCAACUUUGGCGCGGCGUUGGACAUUCCCACGCUCAAGGUCAUCGCCCGGAAGCCAAUCGGACCGAUCAUUGGCUUCUUCGCACAGUUCCUGUUCAUGCCUUUGCUGAGCUACGGAUUGGGUCAUGUCCUAUUCCCGGACAGUUACGAGCUGCAGUUGGGACUCUUCUUCACGGGAGUUUCUCCUGCGGGGGGUGCCUCGAAUAUCUGGACGGUGGUGCUUGGAGGAAAUCUGAAUCUCUCGUUGGCCAUGACCACGAUCAGCACUUUCGCUGCGUUUGGCAUGAUGCCCCUGUGGAUCUUUACCCUGGGCAAAACCAUCUUCAGCAAAGGUAACCUGGGAGUUCCUUAUCGCAAUAUCGCUUCCUUUGCCAUUGGCCUGGUUGUGCCACUCGGAAUCGGUCUGCUGAUCCAACGCUACAGUCCCCGGACGGCUCGCAUCCUGGUGCGGAUUCUGAAACCCAUGGCCGCUAUUCUUAUCCUGUUCAUCGUUAUCUUCGCUAUCGUUACGAACCUCUACCUGUUCGAAUUGUUCUCCUGGCAAAUUAUAGUAGCCGGAUUGGGCCUACCGUGGAUCGGUUACAUUUUUGGAUACAUUGCGAGCAAGAUUGCUCGAUUGCCUACCACCGAUGCGCUGGCCAUAUCGGUUGAAACCGGAAUCCAGAAUACCGGUAUCGCUAUCUUUUUGUUGCGAUUCGCACUGCCCCAACCGGAGGCAGAUCUUACUACGGUUGUUCCGGUGUCGGCUGCCAUCAUGACUCCAUUCCCGCUCAUGGCCCUGUAUCUGGUGCUGAAGCUUCGCGAACGGUGUUCGGUACGGAAGGAUGAACUGAUACCCAAGGGACAAAGCCGUCACGCGCUGGCAACCGCCGAGGAUGAAACCCCCUAACUAACUGUUGAUUCAGCUAGAUAUUAGAAUAUACCUAUUUGUUAAACGUUUCUGCAUCUGUACAAACACCUUCAUCAAAGACGUCGAUUUUGUACCGAUUCUAGAGGAAACAAAAGAAUAUUUUUUGUGAUAUAAAUUAA
Messenger RNA from Aedes aegypti (yellow fever mosquito), 2191 nucleotides. RefSeq names its product ileal sodium/bile acid cotransporter. The record is from RefSeq and is a predicted model, not a curated record. Gene Ontology annotation, cellular component: membrane. The transcript is spliced from 3 exons. NCBI's taxonomy places the organism in Eukaryota, Metazoa, Arthropoda, Insecta, Diptera, Culicidae. Bases 657 to 2051 code for a protein of 464 amino acids.